Molecule: messenger RNA, 3663 nt
Organism: Penicillium bovifimosum
Lineage: Eukaryota; Fungi; Ascomycota; Eurotiomycetes; Eurotiales; Aspergillaceae
Gene: rom2
Product: putative Rho guanyl nucleotide exchange factor (Rom2)
Exons: 4
Coding region: 1-3663 (1220 amino acids)
Biological process (GO): intracellular signal transduction
Molecular function (GO): guanyl-nucleotide exchange factor activity
Source: RefSeq, a predicted model, not a curated record
AUGGCGGAUUUGGGGGGCCAGCGUAGCCGGAAUUACCGGCCUCACGGACCCGCCUCGUCCACGCAGCGGGAUGCAGCAUAUUCUGACAUAUUCGGGGGCGCCCCACCAGCAGGGCGCUCCCACACUAUGGGGUCGCAGACUCCUCAGUUCUAUCAAGGUCGCGCUCACACGAUGUCAUCGCAUGUUGCACAACCCCAAUUCCACAGACAGCCGCCGCCGCCUACACGGCAAAUGCCCAACGGACACGGGCCGCCCUCGGCACCACCAAAUGGAUAUCCUCCACCUCCACCGUCAGGCCAAUAUCAAGCUUAUAAUCCAGGGCUCGCGGCGACCAUGUCUUCACACCUGCCCCCUCGGCCCGCUCCUGGAGGUCAACAGCGCUUCGCUGCUUACCCUCGACCUCAACGCCUCGAGUCGAGACCAAGCCCUGCACCGCAAUACCCAGACGUUAGGGACUUUAAUCGCCCGAUGCCGCCUCCUGCACUCAACUCCGAUUCAACCCGUUCAAGGUCAAUGGCGAAACUAAGCGGGCCACCUUAUCAGACCCCGCCAAGUAACUUCAAUCAUACCUCUGCCACUGCAUCGCGCCGCGAACCGUAUCAGUCCGGUGCUCACGUCACUCAGCUUGGACGUCCAGUUCCCGAAAAACAUGCUAACGAACGAGCUAUGUCUAUGACUUCCUGGUCAUCGGACCGGGAUCCGCACAUAAUGAGCAGCGGAAGGUCAAUUCCACACCGCAGACCUCCAUCAGGUCACGAUCCCCAGCCUCCAAUGAGGUAUGACUCGAUGAUGCAGCCCGGUCUGGCGCACCCCGGUCCCGACGAAUUUGUCGCAUCCCGUCAGCCGAGUGAUGCAUCGCAAAGAUCUCGGACUAUGUCAAUGGCAUCCACUACUGUGCCUGAUCGGACGAUGAGUGUUCAAAGUCAAGCUACACAGGCCUCCUCCGGGAAACAAACUCUUGUUGCGAGAAAUUCACAGCGCAAAGUUCCGGUUGUAUAUCCUGCUCUGCUUUCACUUGUCGCUGAAGUCUUCAGGGAAAAGAUUUCACUCGGCGAACGACAGAAAAACGGUCUUUCCUACCAGAAUGCAUUCUCGGGUACCGAUUCGGUGGACUUGAUUGCCUCCAUCAUCCGAACCAAUGACCGCAACCUUGCUCUUCUGCUAGGCCGCGCGCUGGAUGCGCAGAAGUUCUUCCACGACGUCACGUACGAUCACCGUCUUCGAGACGCACCUGGAGAAGUUUAUCAGUUCAAGGAGACAAUGGGAGAGGACAAGUCGACCAUUGAGGUUAAUGGAGUGUUUACUCUUUUGACUGAAUGCUACUCUCCGACUUGCAACAGGGACACCCUUUGUUAUUCCAUUGCUUGCCCGCGGCGACUCGAGCAGCAAGCCAGGUUGAAUCUAAAACCCCAGCCAGUUCUAGGGACAUCCGAAUCGAAAACCACGCUACCGCCGGAUGACGACGACGACAACGAUAACCAAAAGCUGUGGAUCAGUACGGUGCCAAAGGAGGUCUCAGAUUCUGUCGACGAUCAUGAGAAGAAACGACAAGAGAUCAUCUUCGAGGUUAUGUACACGGAGCGCGAUUUUGUCAAGGACCUGGAAUAUUUACGUGAUUUCUGGAUGCGACCAUUACGUGCUGCUGGACCUACCAGUCACUCGCCAAUUCCGGAACAUCGCCGUGAGAAGUUCAUCCGAACCGUGUUCGGCAACUGCUUAGAAGUCCUGAAGGUCAACAGCGCUCUGUGUGAAGCGUUGAACGCUCGCCAGAAAGAGAGUCAGGUCGUCCAAACCAUUGGUGACAUUUUCUGUCAGCAUGUCCCCAAUUUUGACCCCUUCAUCAAAUAUGGUGCCAAUCAACUUUACGGAAAAUACGAAUUUGAGAAAGAGAAGGCAUCAAAUCCGGCCUUCGCCAAAUUCGUGGAAGACACGGAGCGGCUCAAGGAAUCUCGAAAGCUGGAGCUGAACGGCUACUUAACAAAGCCCACAACUCGACUUGCGCGAUACCCCCUUCUUCUUGAGGGCGUUUACAAGAACACAGCGGAUGGCAAUCCUGACAAAGAAGAUAUCCCGAAGGCUAUUAAGCUGAUCAAGAAUUUCCUUUCGCGUGUCAAUACCGAAAGUGGAAAAGCAGAGAACCACUUCAACUUGGUUCAGCUGAAUGCUGCGCUGAAGUUCAAUUCUGCGGACUAUGUUGAUCUGAAGCUUACAGAGGAAAAUCGGCAAAUGCUCAUGAAGAUGUCAUUCAAGAAAGGCACAGCUGACAGCUCCGACGUCACUGCAUACCUCUUCGAUCACGCCGUCCUGCUGGUUCGCGUCAAAAUCGUGAAUAAGCGUGAGGAAUCUCGAGUCUACAGGAAACCAAUUCCUCUAGAGCUGUUGGUAAUCGCUCAAAUGGACGAGGUGAUCCCACGGCUGGGUAUUGCCAAAAGACCCUCGUCUAGCCUUCUGUCGAACAAAGCUGUCAUCAACAACCCUCCUCCUGCCAAAGACGGUGGGCUGCCGAUCACCUUCAGGCAUCUUGGCAAAGGCGGUUAUGAGCAGACCCUCUAUGCCUCAAGUGCUGCCACACGCCGCAAAUUUAUUGAGGCAGUAGAAGCACAACAACACAAACUCUGGGAGCGGAAUAGCAAUUUCUAUAACAAGACGAUUUUGAGUGAAGGUUUCUUCGCCGCGGUCAAUCGGAUCAACUGUCUUGUUCCCAUUGAUGGAGGUCGGAAGUUAGUCUACGGAACGGAUAAUGGCAUCUUUGUUUCUGAGCGCUGGCCCAAAGACAAAACAGCCAAACCAAAGAAGGUUCUAGAGGCUACUCAAGUCACGCAGAUUGAUACUCUAGAGGAGUACCAGCUGCUGUUGGUUCUGGCAAACAAAACGCUUUCCUCCUAUCCGAUGGAUGCUCUGGACAUCACAGAGGGCCAGAACACCAUGGCCAAGCGUCCCAAGAAGAUUCAGGGUCAUGCCAACUUCUUCAAGGCAGGCAUCGGUCUCGGUCGCCAUCUGGUUUGUUCGGUGAAGACAUCGGCGCUUUCAAGUACAAUCAAGGUCUACGAGCCGAUGGAUAACCUUGCAAAGGGCAAGAAGAAGUCUGCUGUCAGCAAAAUGUUCCAGGGUGGCCAGGAUACUCUCAAGCCAUUCAAGGAAUACUACAUCCCAGCCGAGUCUUCUUCCAUUCACUUCCUGCGUUCUACCCUGUGCGUUGGUUGUGCACGUGGCUUUGAAGUGGUCAGUCUCGAAACUACAGAGACGCAGUCUCUUCUCGACCAGGCCGACACAUCUUUGGAUUUCGUGGCACGGAAAGAGAAUGUCAAGCCUAUUCAUAUCGAGCGUAUGAACGGCGAAUUCCUACUCAACUACAGCGAUUUCUCAUUCUUCGUUAACCGCAACGGAUGGCGAGCCCGUCCUGACUGGAAGAUCGCCUGGGAGGGCAACCCGAAUGCAUUCGCUCUGUCAUAUCCUUACAUCCUCGCGUUUGAGCCCAACUUUGUUGAGAUUCGACACGUUGAGACAAGUGAAUUAACGCACCUUAUGACCGGCAAGAACAUUCGCAUGCUACAUAGUUCCACUCGCGAGAUUAUCUAUGCCUAUGAAGACGAGCAAGGCUAUGACACUGUUGCCAGCUUAGAUUUCUGGACCAACAAGCCACAGCAACAGCAGGUCCUCUAA